Molecule: messenger RNA, 1955 nt
Organism: Guillardia theta CCMP2712
Lineage: Eukaryota; Cryptophyceae; Pyrenomonadales; Geminigeraceae
Exons: 1
Coding region: 1-1041 (346 amino acids)
Source: RefSeq, a predicted model, not a curated record
AUGACCAUCCAACCUCCAGACAGGAGUGGGUACUUUGAGAACAUCUCGCAGGCCUUCGACAAAGUCCAGGUUGUGGGCGGCUGGUCAUUCGGUGAGAUAGCGACUCACAUCAACAGAGAAGGAGUGGAGAUCCUGAUCGACUUGAACGGGUGGGUCAAGGGAGAGAAAUCUGAAGUUCUGGCACUACGGCCUUGCAGGACGCAGGUUCACUACAUGGCGUUUCUCAACAGCAUGUCAUGCCCUUACGUUGACUACAUCGUCGCUGAUCCUAUCGUGGCUCCCGUUUCCUAUGCCGACUGGUAUGAGGAGAAGCUGAUUCUGUUGCCGUCGUCUUUCCUGGUAACGGACCACGCGCAAAUGGAGGAGCCCGACAUGUCAGCUCAACGGUGGAGAGCGGAAGUGAACUUCUCAUGUGACAUGCGGGCAGACAGUCUUGUCAUCGGCAACUUGAAUGCCUUCUACAAGAUUGAUCCAGAAUCCUUCAGAGCAUGGCUGGACAUCUUGGCCAGAGUGAAUCAAAGUUUGCUUUGGAUUCAGUCUUGGAAUGAUCUGGGCGAGCAAAACCUUGUCAUGAAUGCGGACAUCAUGGGAGGCGACCCCUCACGGAUGUGUUUCUCCAAACCCCCUCCAGCGCUCUACAAUCGGUUGUGGAAUCAGCACUCGGUGAUUGCUGAUGUUCACUUGGACACGUUCCUCUACAACACCGUCACCACCGCAACCGAUCUCUUCUGGCUUGGCGUGCCAUCCGUAUCUCUCCCUAGCGAGAGACUGUGCUCGCGCAUCGGGGCCUCGUUCGCGCAUGCUGCUGGAUCUGAGUGCUUGACGGCAAGGAACUUGGAGGAUUACAAGCAAGUUGCAGUUCAAAUUCUAAGGAAUGGCAGGUGGAGGGAGCGGUGGAAGCGAGCGAUGAUUUCCAAGAGGAAGAAACUGAAUUUAUUCAACACAUCGAAGUGGGUCCUGCAGUGGGAAAGGGCUCUCAAGAUUCUCCGGAGACACGGUCAUGAAAACCAGCACAGGAGUCACAUCGUCAUUCACGAGUAAAUCUAAUGCUCCAUGCCAAAAACGGAGUGAGGGACGGCACUGUAAUGGUUGCUGAGGGCCUCGUCCAUCAUCUUGUCAGCGAAGGGGUGGGUGGUCUUGUAAGGAGGAUCCUGGAGCGCUUUCCUCAUCUCAUCGGACGACCUCUCGUGGUGCACCCUGCGAGGGUGCUGCAUCCUCGCAGCAGCCGGGUGACCCUCAGGCAGCUGGAUAGCGACCUCUUGACCGCCCGACACUCCUGGUGGGACAGUGACGAGCAUUGAUCCCCUGUUCGGGAUCUUGGCGAUGAAUCGCUGCCCGCUCUUCAACCCUGCUGGGACGGUGACUGCAUAUGAGCGCAGCUGGGCCGAUGCCUUGGCAUGAUGAAUCUGAUUCCUCUGCUUCAUCAUCAUUCCUCCCUCCAUCUGUGGCUGAGCAAGCUGAGACAAACCGCUGUCCUCCGAUGGCUUCAAGGUCACAGACCCUCCAACUUGUUUGCCGUAGAUCUUGUGGACAACCUUGCCGUGGUGCACAUCGUAAACAUCGUAGUUCUCGUUCAUAGCAUCCGUCUUUGCCUUCACUCUUGCCUCGUAGUUCUCCUCCAAAGCAUGGCUCCUAGCGUCCGAGAUGAUGGCAUUGAGGUUGUGGAGGAUCCUCUCUGGCUUGACAUCAUCUCCGAUCUUACCCUCUGCCGCCAUGUUCAGCCAGUUCUCCUCAGCUUGUGGAAAGUGCAUCUGAGUACGCUGAUACACGAAGUUGGGGAUGUCGUACAGCUGAGUUGUGCGAGCAUGCGGAGCGACCGCCAUCUGCUGCGAGGACGACUUCAUGUACAUGUCCAACGUCCCUCCAACCAGCAGAGUAAGAGCGGCAAGGGAGAUGCUUCCCACCAGCACUUUAUUCCUCAUCGUGUUGGUUGACAAGGAUAACAUGGUCGAAUC